This is a messenger RNA of Lingula anatina, 3200 nucleotides long. RefSeq lists its product as uncharacterized. NCBI's taxonomy places the organism in Eukaryota, Metazoa, Brachiopoda, Lingulata, Lingulida, Lingulidae. The record is from RefSeq and is a predicted model, not a curated record.
UCAUUACUUGGUCUAUUAGGUGUAGAAAUUCGUUCUCUCACAGUAGGGGGACGAACGUUCACUGUGUUCACAGCAACACGAGUAGGAAAUCAAGAUUUUUUGUUGAAUAUUGAUAGCGUGAAAUACAGGAGAAUUCGGUUAGGACAAAAACGACAGUGUUUAUUUCUCAGUUGUUUUGUUUAUAUAACACCUGUGCCCGUCGUGACGUCAAGUUUUCUCAAAACAUGGAAUUAACAGAAAAGGAAGCGUUUUACAUUUAAUUCGAGUGAGAAUUAUCCUCAAGACGGGACGCUGAAUCCCACCUUAUUUUCUUUUCAGGAGUAGAUUUAUCUCUGUUUAAACUCCUUGAUCCCAUCGAUCUAUUUAGAACGAACGGCAAGUUGUAUCUACCUAAAAGCUGGGAUGGACGACCUUCAUACCACAUUGAAGUCUUGUUUCUAACUCCAGUUAUCUGACAGUAAGUCACCCUGGGUGACAUUUUCUUGUUACAGCGUCUCUCUGUAAACAGAGCCAAAAAGGUGACACGCUUAAUCUUAGAAACUGGAGUAAAAAUCAAAGGACGCCGAGGGUAGAAUUUUGUAUAAGCUUUAAGAGGCAUCAGACACAUCAAGGCGACGUUAAAUUUAAGACAUUAAAAAGGGCAUUUCAGAGAAGGGAAUAAGAUCUGACCACCCAUGUAAAACAAUGAAUCUUCCUGAAAUCAUAUGCAAUCGACGAAAAUUCGCAGACGACAGAUUGAUCAAUUUGAAAGCAGAACAAGUAUGUCCUGGGAGAUCCUUAGAGAAGCGACUCAAGGCCAUAGAACUUGAUCGAAUAAGAGUCAAAGUGAAAUUAGACCGAGAAACCGACGAACUUCGCCUUGCGUUGUUAAACCUGAGCCGGACGAAAAAACGACCGCGUACAACUGAGACGGAGAAUGAACAUUUUUCUGAAGAGUAUGGUUUCUACCACAGAAUAACACGUAGCAAAUGAAACAUAAUAUGUAAGUCAGAGAAAUUAGUCCAAAUCACUACCAGUUUUAAUGUAGAGUAUAUGAGACCAUUCCCAGACCCUAUCGUACUAACUUUAGAUCGAACUAUUUCCAAGGGGAUUUUCACUUAAUUGCAAUUAACUUAAGCGGCAUAGAUUUCUGGCACGCCCAUUGAAGCUGGUAGGGGGUAAUUAACUACCGGAGGCCAAGCAUGCAUGAAAGUUAAUUACCCCCUAGCUGAUUCGAAAGGCGUGACACACAUUUUAGCCGCAUAAGUUGAUAGCAAUUUAGCGUGAAUCCCCGUAGAGUAAGAACGAUCCUGUUGGAUUGAUCUAGGCAUGGGAACCCAGUCUAUGAUAUUCCUGUGAGUGAUCAUCUAUGUCACCCUUCCCGCAAAGAGGGUCCAAAGUCAGCGCAUAGACGGGAAUGUGCACUACUCAGCACUCAGGUGUGAAAACGCCCCACCGGAGGUGGAUCGAUCUGUUUAGAACGAUAGUUUCAUUGGGGAUGAGCCUUAAGUGUAUGAGUCGUUUUAAACCACUGUUCUGAAAGUUACAUUUAGUUAAAAAAUAUUAAGAAAAAAUGACCCUGAUAUUUUUGGAGAAAGCGAUCCUUCGUCUCUCCUUUUCUUUUCCAGAUGACCGACCGCACUCCGUAUCUCAGAGCACCUUGGAUUAUGAGCAAGGGAUACCGCCACCAGAGGGCAGUGUGGUGUCGCAGAGCAUUGUGGGAAACCUAAGCGCGAGAUACCAUCGGCCUUCCUACCGCGAGCUGCGACAGCGCGAGGCGUCGGCACGUGCACGCGUCAACCUGCUUAGUUACCAGAGACUCAUCACAGAUUUACGACAGAAGGAGGAACAGCGUAAAAUACGACAGGCUGAAUUCUUAAAGUCCAUGAACACCAUUGAAAGUUCUGUUCGCAUUAAGACGAAAGAGAGAGAACGGGCGCAGUCAGUGAGCUCUUUAAGCAAUACAUUUUCACUUCCUAUAAAAAACGCCACUGACAUCAGUUGUCCGAAAGAAACGCUUGCCGCGCAAUCUAUACAGAAUUAUCUUCUUAAGACACGUCAUACUGCUGAAUCUGCGCAUUCGCUGGAAGAACCGCCUCCUGUGACGUCAUUCACCUCGAUCAGUUCUUUGAGCGAUGGAUACAACAGAACACAAUCAGAGAAGAGAACACGACGCUUAUCAGUGGAUGAAAUUGAUCUUCCAAAAGGGAGAAUUUCACAGAGAAAUAGGCGAAAGUCGCUUCCUCACAGUUCACCGUGUAAUUCUGACGAGGAGGUAUGCGAAGUUCCAAAGACGGAAUCAGACACACGUCCAAUAAAAGCACGCAAAUCAAAGCGCACGUUUGUCCACGUCUUUGUUCCCCAGGGGAAUACAGACAAUGCCACAGACAAUUCACCAACAAAGUUGUCAUCAGACAAAACCAAUGCAAAACAUGCUUCACUUGAAAAGAAGGAUGGUGUCGAUUACGACAGUGAUAUCUGUAUCAACGACCCGGAUGAAGCGAAAGUGAAACCGGAAGUGAAACCAACAAAACGUGUCUCAUUUCGACUUGACAAGGUACAAAGAUGGGUAGAUGAAAUGCCUGAGGAGGCCACUGGUUUAGAGGCACGGGCAGUCUCAUCAGCGUCUUUUCAAAGCAGCUCCGCGCGACAGCGGAACCCAAACCCGCCUUCCGGCACUCACCCCACUCGCCCAACACUUAACAGGAGAGACAGCAGCGUCGGUUCAGUGGUUGAUGGACACUCGACCAAGGAACGCCAGCCUCUGUUUCUGGACUGUGACGACAUGACUGACACUGACUACGUGUGGGACGAGGUCCGGAAGUGCCGCUACAUCCGGGGCUACGACCCGCCGGAAAUGCAAAUCCCUGCCGACGCCGACUUGGAAAAGUUUGUCUUUGCCCCGAACGAGGCUAAUGAGGAUUUUGAUUCCACAGCAACAGAGGACAACAAUUCAGUUGGCAACGUUGAGGACUUCGAGAAAUAAAGCGAUGUAAACUGCAUCGAAUUAUCAUUAUAAGUAAAGUGUGGUUCUUAUAAACUGCACUCGUUUUGUGCAUCUCAGCAAUUAAAUUUCGUCAUAAAAUUAGAAACACUGGAGAAAAUGGUAUUACUGUUAUGUACAAGCUUCGUAACAAAUUACAUCAUUAUCUAUAUCAAUAAUUAUGAAUUCUUUUUCUAUCUGCAGCCAAUGCUUUUUAAACAACUUCAGUGACUUUUUA